AUGGAGAUGAUGAAAGAGAGGUUUGCGAAAUUGUUACUUGGUGAGGACAUGUCUGGAAGUGGUAAAGGGGUUUGCACAGCGUUGGCGGUUUCAAACGCCAUUACCAACCUCUGUGCUGCGGCAUUUGGGCAAUUGUGGAGACUAGAACCAUUGCCUUUACAGAAAAAAUCAAUGUGGCAAAGAGAGAUGGAAUGGCUUCUAUCUGUUAGUGAUCACAUUGUUGAGUUAACACCCUCUUGCCAAACAUUUCCCGAUGGACGUAAGCUUGAGGUGAUGACUUGCAUGCCACGAUCGGAUCUAUUUAUCAACCUCCCAGCUCUUCGCAAACUUGAUUAUAUGCUUCUUGAAAUAUUAGAUAGCUUCAGCAAUACAGAGUUUUGGUAUGUUGAUCAAGGGAUAGUAGCUCCUGAGGCUGAUGGGUCAGCCUCUUUCCACAAAACACUUCAACGACAAGAGGAGAAAUGGUGGCUGCCCGUGCCUCGAGUCCCUCCUGGUGGUCUCACUGAAACUACCAGGAAGCAGUUGAAUCACAAGCGUGAAUGUGCAAGUCAAAUUUUAAAAGCUGCCAUGGCUAUAAACAACAUUGCUUUGGCUGAGAUGGAAGUUCCUGAAUCAUACUUGGAAGCUCUUCCAAAGAAUGGGAAAGCCUGUCUUGGGGAGUUUAUCUAUCGCUAUAUCACUUCAGAGCAGUUUUCAUCGCAAUGCCUGCUUGAUUGCCUUGACCUGUCUUCUGAAAAUAUUGCUAUAGAGCUUGCAAACCGUAUGGAGGCAUCAAUUUAUGUGUGGCGUAAAAGACUUCAUCCAAAACCCUUAACUAAUCCAAUCCGUUCUACUGCAAAAUCAUCUUGGGAAAUGGUAAAGGAGCUAAUGGUAGAUGGAGAUAAGAGGGAAUUGCUCGCGGAAAGAGCUCACAGCCUCCUGCUGUGCUUGAAACAGCGGUUCCCUGGUCUGACCCAAACUGCUCUGGACACCAGCAAGAUUUAUUGCAACAAGGAUGUCGGAAAAUCAAUUUUGGAGAGCUACUCUAGGGUCUUGGAGAGCCUGUCAUUUAACAUUGUGGCGCGUAUUGAUGAUCUGCUCUAUGUGGAUGGCUUGACUACGCAAUCUGGGAAGCUCUCAUCACUUCCUACAGUAAGUGUAAUUGCCCACAAAAAGGUUAUCUCAGGCACUCCAUACAUAACUGUUGGUGCCACACCAAAAUUUUCACCUGCACCGCUGGUAAUUCCUGCAAGCGGGGAAAGAACUCCAUCCCUCAGUGCCAACAGUAAUAAGCCUCCUCGUUCCGGGUUUGGAGUAAAAAGAGUCUUGACAAAUUAUCUUGGUGGUGAAACAAAGGUGAAGAACUAUGCCAAUUUACUAGAAGGCCUAGGUUCUGUUCAAAUAAAAAAUGCUGGACUCCCGGCAUCUCGAACUAGCACGGAUCAUACUGAUCGUCGAAAGGAGGCAUCAGCCCACCAGAAGGGGAGCAGAUUACGACUUACAGAUUACUGAGGUAUUAUUUGCUUGAAUCAGCUACAGAGGUCCUCAAAGAGUGGUAGAGAAGGAACAAAAUAAAUGGGAAAAGAAGUUUUGUGAAAAAUCUUUAUCAUCAUAGAUUCCUUGAUUGUCAUCAAUUUGUGCUUAGUUGGAUUUGAUGUAGUGUUCAAUUUUCUGAGAGGAGAAUUAUAUUUUCAUGUCUCUCUGAUUUGGCACAUCGUGUAUCGGUUGAAUUCCUGGUGCCAUAGCAGAAUUCAGAAGUUCUGGGUGAAUUAAG
Ilex paraguariensis (yerba mate) is the source of this 1753-nucleotide messenger RNA. Lineage: Eukaryota; Viridiplantae; Streptophyta; Magnoliopsida; Aquifoliales; Aquifoliaceae. The record is from the annotation of a GenBank genome assembly.